Owenia fusiformis is the source of this 699-nucleotide messenger RNA. The record is from the annotation of a GenBank genome assembly. Lineage: Eukaryota; Metazoa; Annelida; Polychaeta; Sabellida; Oweniidae.
AUGAAGGUGGAAAAUGUGUAUGACCUAGUACAUCACUAUGAGACAAGUGAUACUCCACGAUUUAAAUGCCCAUAUGAGUCGUGUGAAUUCAGUAGGAAACAUUCCUUACCUGAAAUGGUCAUUAAUCAUAUCAUUUUAGCGCACAUUGUCCCACAAUAUGCUAGUGCCAAGUACAGGGACCAAUGGUGUUGCCGUUUCAUGGACAAUUUACGAACCCAGCCAGUGGAGCAUGCAGAAUUAUAUGAAAACAUGAAUUUGGGAAGCAAAAGGUUUUAUGCUUCCCAAUCGCCAAUCAAAACUUGCCAUUAUUCUCCAAUGGGUAAUGACUUAUCUGGAACUAGCAACAGUGACACUUCUCAACCUGGUCACAUGUCACCUUGUGAGUCAGGAAACAACAGUUCGUGGACGGAACAAUCCCCUGGUCAGUUUAACUGGACCCCCAGUGACAUCAUGAGCCAGGAAGAGGCAAUGCUCUGGGAUAUGAGACUGACUGCCUCUGAUAUAAAACAUGUGGUCCAUGUCCCCUCAAUGUAUCCACCUAUGGUGCAACCAGAGUCAGAAGAAGAGGAACUGUCAAAAUAACAACCAGAACAACAGGCACAACCACAACCUGAGGCAGCACAACCUGAAGCAGCACAACCACAGGAGCAACAAGAACAACCAGAAGCACAACCACAAGAACAACCAACCCACAAUUUC